AUGUAGCAGCCAGCAGGGCUGCAGGGAGGCAGGACUGCUGGACAAGGCCCAGGGUAUAAAAACUAAGAGUGACUUAGGAUGUUAUGCUGUGCCAGCAGAGAGGAGAAGCAUGGGCCACCUCUGGAUUAAGAUGCACGGCCCCUUUAAGAGCUGCACACCUCCAAAGGGACACUUGCUGUAGGCAUGGCCUUGGGCCCCCUCAUCUUCCUGGCCGUUCUGGCUCUGGUCCACCACCCCCGGAUGGUCAGUGACGACACAGACUUGGCCACACUGCACCGGCUGCAGGAGCACGAGAAACUGAUGCAAACAGAAAUGGGGCGCCUGCAGGUGGAACUGGACCAGAAGGGCUGGAGCUGGGAUCCAAGCCAGGGCCGAGAGGACUCGGUGAGAUUGGAUCAGGCAGCGGAGGAUGGAACCUGGGAUGGGUGGCACUAUGUGGGGCUGAUCAUCCUCAUCCUCUUUGGGUGCUGCAGGCACACCAUGGAGAAGGAACCCUGCUACGACUCCAGCACUGACAGCUCCGGCACCGACACCAACGAAGAAGACGAAGAUGAGGACGAAGAAGAGGAUGAUGAUGAUGCUGACGUAGACAUGGAGCCCGACUUGCAUGCCACAAAGCAGAGGGUGCUGGAGGCGUUCUACGAGCAUCACAUAGAGGCAGAAACUCACGACCUGGCCAGCAUGUGUGACUUUGUUGAGGCCUUUGUGAACGACUUGCUGGAGGCUUGUCGCAAUGCCCUUCCCCACCAGAACACCCUCCCUCUGCUGGAGAACUGCAUCGGGGUGGACAGCGCCUUUGAAGGAUGGCACACACGGAAGGGCCCCAAGGCCUUUGGCGUGCUGGUGCCUGUGCUGGCCCCGAAGGGCCACUCCUUCCAUGUGGAGACGGACGACUCAGACAGCAGCCCGAGCAAGCAUGGGCACAUUGUGGUGGAGAUGGAGUGCAUGUGCAAGCGGGAGAAGUUGCUCGGGGACGUGGUCUGCUUCCUGCACCACCCGGAGUAUGAACCCAGCAAGGACAGGCAGGGUGCCUUCCUCAUGCACGUCUUGUGCAGCAGCUCCCACUUGGAUGUGGAGAAGACCAUCCACUGGUUCCAGGCUCUGGUCGGCAAGGCCUGGGGUAGCAUCAGCCCCAAGUACAACCUCGAACUCGUGCCCCAACCGUCCAACACAGCUUGCCGGCUGAAGUUGGUGUUUAAGUCUGGGAGGUCCAUCUUUGUUGACAUCAUCUUGGGGGUGCAGCAAGGAGAUUCCUUGGUCUUCCUAGCCACCCAGGGUGCCGAGAGAGACCAUUUAACCGGCACGAUGUGGCAGAGGAGCUUUGUUGUCCAGGAGCUGCUCUUUUUCAAAUGGGCAAGCCAGAGGGCCCCGGAAGAGAGCUGCCACCUGAAAUGCCUCCAGAUCCUCAUCUAUUUGAAGGAGUCCAGCCUGCCAGACGGACGCGCAUCGGUGCUCACCAACUACCACUACAAGACCUGCCUGAUGCACCUCCUGCUUCUUCGGCCCCUCUCGGAUUGGGGCCCCGAGGCCAUUGCACCACGGAUACAGGACAUCCUCUUGUAUGCACACACCGCCCUGCAGGAGAAAUACCUCAAACACUUCCUGAUUGGAAACAUUGCCCUGCCUAUCCAGAUCCCGAUGCCCAAGGCCCUCCGGAGUGCCACGCCCUCCAAUCUUUUCCGGCACUUGGAACAGGCCCCCAGCCUGUACGCCGAGGCCAUGAGGGAGUUUGUGGAGGUGGUAGAUCAAGUGAGGUCUCUGUGGUCAGAGUCGGAAGAGUAGCCAAGGUCAGCUCCACAGGAGCCUCAUGCGGCUCGCUGGAAAGGUGGUAUUAUUGUAGCCAGCAAUUAAAACAGUGCUGGGUUAGAAGUAGGGCGGCAACAGCAUUGCUGACCCUGGAGUGGUGGAAUAGGGAGGUCUUUGCGAGCCCCCCUUGCUUCAAAGCGAUCUGCAGAAAGGCGGGUGGGAUUGCCCAAGGGCCCUUCGUAGCAAGCCGGCUUCUAGGCUUAGUGCCAGUGACUCUUCUGUAUUUUUAUAUGCUCCAGUUCCAAAGGAAUUUGCUCUAUAAACUUGAAAUAAAGAUUCCCAGCAA
Messenger RNA from Hemicordylus capensis (graceful crag lizard), 2092 nucleotides. RefSeq names its product ITPRIP like 1 (gene ITPRIPL1). The transcript has 2 exons. Gene Ontology annotation, cellular component: membrane. Bases 184 to 1782 code for a protein of 532 amino acids. NCBI's taxonomy places the organism in Eukaryota, Metazoa, Chordata, Lepidosauria, Squamata, Cordylidae. The record is from RefSeq and is a predicted model, not a curated record.